Messenger RNA from Centropristis striata (black sea bass), 742 nucleotides. RefSeq names its product polymerase (DNA-directed), epsilon 4, accessory subunit (gene pole4). Lineage: Eukaryota; Metazoa; Chordata; Actinopteri; Perciformes; Serranidae. The transcript is spliced from 4 exons. Bases 103 to 492 code for a protein of 129 amino acids. Gene Ontology annotation, cellular component: nucleus; epsilon DNA polymerase complex. Gene Ontology annotation, molecular function: protein heterodimerization activity. The record is from RefSeq and is a predicted model, not a curated record.
GGCGCGCUGCUGUUGAUGUUGUCAUCUGUGACAUGUUGCUUGAAAACGGUGUCGAUUUGUGUGUUUUUUGAAGUAUAACCAUUGUGUAAAGAAAGACAGAGAAUGGCAGCAGCGGUGGCUACACCUGUCACCCCCACGGAGCACGAGCCGGACCGGUGCGGGAGCGAGGAGGAGAGCCGCGGGGCUGAGGCGGAGGAGGAGAGCACGCAGCAGCAGACAGGCCCGGCGGCCGCUGUGACCCACAGCCGGCUGUCCAAACUCCCGCUGGCCCGCAUCAAGGCGCUCAUGAAGACCGACCCAGACGUGUCCCUCGCCAGCCAGGAGUCUGUGUUUAUCAUCGCUAAAGCCACGGAGUUGUUUGUUGAGAUGAUUGCCAAAGAUUCCCUGGUGUACGCCCAGCAAGGGAAGAGGAAAACUUUACAAAGAAAAGACUUGGACAACGCAAUAGAAGCCAUAGAUGAAUUUGCAUUUCUUGAAGGCACAUUAGAUUAAAUGCUGCAUCCGAAGACAAGGACAUUAGAAAUCUGCCACCAUCCAUGAAACUUUCUGUUACAGAGACAAGACUUGUUGGUACUUUUCUACAUCAAACUCUCAAAUUGGAUAUUUAUAAAUGCUUUUCUACAGCGUGCCAUUAAGAUUUUUCAUACUUCAUUUUGAAGACAUCAGUGGUAAUAUGUACAUUAUUUUGUAAAUAUUUGUUAAAUACUGCUGUACAAUGAAAUAAAUGUAUGUUUUAAACAAA